Messenger RNA from Passer domesticus (house sparrow), 7363 nucleotides. RefSeq names its product neuropeptide Y receptor type 6-like. The record is from RefSeq and is a predicted model, not a curated record. Gene Ontology annotation, molecular function: neuropeptide binding; neuropeptide Y receptor activity. Bases 2329 to 3447 code for a protein of 372 amino acids. Gene Ontology annotation, cellular component: neuron projection; plasma membrane. NCBI's taxonomy places the organism in Eukaryota, Metazoa, Chordata, Aves, Passeriformes, Passeridae. Gene Ontology annotation, biological process: G protein-coupled receptor signaling pathway. The transcript is spliced from 4 exons.
CUAAAGUUAGGUGCUUUUUCAGAGAAAAACUCCACCUGUAUCAUUACCUAAAGGAAAUGUGUUUCUCAAACCAGAAGCAUUGCCCAAAUAAUGCCAAUUAAAUUAAAUGUCUUAAUGGGACAUUUUAAUUAGUGUGUUAGGAAGAAGGAAAUCCAAAUCGUUUGCGUGCAUUCACCUUUCCAGUUAUUCAGAAGAAAUCAUUCCACCCAGAGUCCACAGGAGGGCAAUGCUGCUUAAGAGAUUGAAAACCAGAGACAUCUGAGCAGUCCCUUUCCAACACAAAUUCCCGUGUUACCACAUAUUCUUGGUAAAAGCUGCUGCAAAAUAAACUAUUAAGGAUUCUUUGUAUCAAUUUUUGUAGUUCAAGAAACAUAACUUUUUCAUGCUAUUUAAUGGGUCCAAACUGCCAGGACGGAAAAUGAAUAAUUAAGUUUUGGAAAAGAGCAUGAAGGACAAUAGAAAAACAUCGUGAAGUCAGAAGUAGUUUGUAAGUUAUAAAUAUUUUUUCUAAACCCUCAUAUAAACACAAAAUCAUAUCUUUUUAACUAGCUUCAACAUUUUUAGUUACAUCUGUGACUUCCACAGUUGGCAGGCAUUGAUUAUUUUUUAAGCAAUUUAUAUACAGCACUUGAAUUUUUAAUGAGUUUAAGUAAUUUUUGUAUAGUACAAUGCUCUAGGCUUAGGUUUAGUUUGACCUUUCAGCAGACAGAAAGCGUUUUGAAGUUUCAUGCAGACUGCUGAAUUAGUUCUGCAUUCACAUUGAAAACUGUAAUAUUGUCACCUUAGCUCCACACAAAUUUCACCCAGAUUUUUCUAACUGUGCAUAGGUGGGGACAGUUGGGAAUACAAGGGAUACAUAACUUCCCACAUCACUCUGAGAUGCACACAGAGGCAAAGAUUUUUAUUUUCAUCAUUUCAAUCAGAUAUUAUUGGACUUUUGGAAGGCUCACUCCUACCCAAACCAACACCUCAGGCAGAGUGUAAUUGUGUGGUUCAUAGGGAGCAUUUUGUGUAAAAAUACAGCAGCACCACGAGCAUUCCCAGCCUGGCACUUUGCUUUAGUUAGAGGUACAAAAACUUCUGAAAGAUGUCCAGCUGUCCUUGAGAGAGCUCUUGCCUUUUUGGCAAAAGUUUAUCUUUCACUCUGUUCUGCUGUUUGCACUUUCAUCUGCAUAAACAUCAAACCUGUGAUCUUACUUUGGAGACUUUCAUGAAUUAGUAGUGAUCAGGAGAGGGGUUUUUGUUGAAAAAGAUUAAAAAUUACUGAGAGGCAACUAGACAGACUUUUACCCCCCUAAAGUCUGAACAUGACACUCCUGAGGAUAAAAAUCUCUACCUCGUGUAAAUUCAGAUGGGAAAUAAAACACUACCCCUCUCUUUUAUUUGCUUAAUGCAAAGGAAGAUAACCUACAGAUAAAAAGGUAACAGAAUAACCCACAGGUACAAUUUCUUCAAUAAGUAGUAUCAAAGUUUAUCUGUUAAACAAAAUCUUCCUGGAGCCCUUGCUAAGGGGAGUUUGCUGAAGAAAGAAACACUCCUUUGUGAAGGGUGAAGUGGAAAGUCAUCGGAGAAUUGAAUUUGCAUCCUUUUCUUUGGAUUUAAGUUACCAUUUUUCCUUAAACCCUGCCCUCCCUCCUCUUCCCUCUGAAGUUCAAUUUCUCUUUUCCUCUUUCAUCUUUUCACUCUUCUUUAAUAAUUCAUUAUUUCCUUUCUUCUCUUUCCUAAAAUUGUAUAUAAAAGCUGGCCAUAAUUUGAAGUGAUGGGAUGAAAGUAAGGCAGCAAAAUAUGGUCUCAAAAGUCAAGAUUCUUGUGAAGGAUCAAAGAAUGUAGUGAUGCUGAGACAGAUGUGAGAGGGGAGAAUUUUCACUGUAUCUUAGUCUGAGACAGACCAGGAUCCUAAGUUUUGCCAAACGAAGACCUAGAGCCAGCAACAAUCUCAGCCACACUCUGAUCUUUUUCACCUGUGAAUUUUUCAUUAUGUAUUUUCCAAUUAAAUUAACAUCUACAUGCUUUUAUUUUUUUCCCCUUAGCUAUUCCUAGACUCCAACUCUUUCUCAUUCCACAGAACCUCUGUGGGGUGGGUUUGUGGUGCUUUUGCAUGACUGAUGUUAAACUUUGUUUGAACACAGCAGGAGGAGCUGUGCUCUGAAGCUCAAAAGAAGAUGUGUUUGCUGGCUCUGAGGGAAAAGAAAAAUUGUUAAAGCAGUGUGGAUAUGACUUGAAUUUUUCAUCAGGCUCUCAACACCAUUUCUAGGGUGAAGAAUGAUCUCCUUCCAGCUAGUUUUCCAGUAAUUUCACAGAGGAAUUAAGGUUGGAAGAUGCUUCAGGAUGGAUAAAGCUGUUCAGCACACCAGCGAGAUCCUGAAUCAAACUAUCUCUAACAUUAGCCUCUCUCAGUUCUUGAACUUUGAUACAUGCCACCUUUCCUCCCUUGCAGAAUUCUUGCUUAUUACAGCUUACACACUGGUUACACUGGUGGGGCUUGUUGGAAAUCUUUGCCUAAUUGUUAUAAUAAAGAGACGGAAAGAAGCUCAAAAUGUCACCAACAUUUUGAUUGCCAACCUCUCUUUAUCAGAUGUCUUGAUCUGUAUCAUGUGCAUUCCUGUCACAGUUGCAUAUACCUUAAUGGACCACUGGAUCUUUGGGGAAGCAAUGUGUAAAAUAGGCUCUUUCAUACAAAGCCUGUCUGUCUCAGUCUCCAUUUUCUCACUUGUACUCAUUGCUAUUGAGAGAUACCAGUUAAUUGUAAACCCACGUGGCUGGAAACCUAAUAUUUCACAUGCUUAUUGGGGAAUCCUUUUCAUCUGGGGGCUUUCCCUCAUCAUAUCCACUCCUUUUUUAGUAUUCCACCAAAUAACAGACGAACCCUUCAAACAUUUGUCUUUCCACAGUGAUUUCUACAAGAACAAGGUCGCUUGCAUUGAAGCGUGGCCGUCUCUUACAGAGAGACUGAUUUUCACCACUAGCCUGCUGGUUUUCCAGUACUGCUUCCCACUGGGCUUUAUUUUUAUCUGCUAUCUCAGGAUAUUUGUGUGUCUUCGGCGGAGACGAGGUAAAAUAGACAGGAUGAGAGAGAACGAGAGCAGGCUGAGUGAAAGCAAAAGGAUCAAUAUGAUGCUGGUAUCAAUCGUGGUGACCUUUGCAGCUUGCUGGUUGCCUCUCAAUAUAUUCAACAUGGUUUUUGACUGGAACUACGAGGCACUAAUGAGCUGUAAUCAUAACCUGGCAUUUACAAUCUGCCACCUUGUGGCCAUGAUCUCAACAUGUAUCAAUCCCAUCUUUUAUGGAUUUCUGAACAGGAACUUUCAGAAGGAUUUGGUAGUAUUAGCCCACCACUGCAGAUGCUCAGCAUCACAAGAGGAAUAUGAAAAUAUUGCCCUUUCAAACCUGCAGACAGAUGCAUCUAAGGGGUCUCUGAAGUUAAAUAAUCCCCAUGUGGAUAUAUAAGAUAAUCUAAUUACAGUUUCCAAAAUUCUGUAUUUUGCUGCAGAUGGCCUUUUUCUGCAGGUCUUGGGCAUGUUACCACCAAGUUUAGAGGAAGCCUUUGCCAUUUAGUUCAGCAAAACCAGGAUUAUGCUCCCAUAGGCAUAGUCAUAACAGGUACUUUAUGAUAGUAUUAAUGCUGGUAAAACCACUUCCAACAGCCCUAAAGAUCAAGCAUAAUAAAUUAUAAACAGUAUUAACAUCUUACUUUUUUUAAUCCACCAUUUCCAAGUCACUGGCAUGCUACCUUAACUCCAAUAAAAAUAUUUCCAUUUCAGCUACUGAUGGGGAUGUCCUUCUUAAAUACCUGCCUCUCCCCAGGUAAACCCUGAACACUGUGCUAUUCCCAACUUCAGCAGCAUUUCACACACAGUUUUCUGGAAUUUUUAUUUUCCAGCCCUACACCAGGGCCUCCCUGAUGAAUCUGCAGUUGAGAGGCAGUUCACAGUGUAAGGAAGGCCCUUGAAGUUAUCCUAAGACUCCACCACCUCCCUUUCAGCCCCCUCAUGCAGUUUGCUUUGGCUUAGUACCAGUUCAGCCCAGAAACUGUAUUUUAACAAGGGAAAAGGCUAGAGCUGGACUUUUUUUUUAAAUGAACACUAAAACAGGACCCAUUUGAUGUACUGCAAGUUUCACUCAGAAUGAUGUUGUUCAAGAUGAAAUAUAUAUUUAGCAUUUCUCCUAAAAGCAUUGCAUUCUCCAAAGCACCAGUAAAGAUCAUUGUUUUCUCUCUUAUCAUCAUCACUGUUCCUUUUAGAAUCUCCAUUACCAAAACAAGCCACUAUGAAUUCAGAGUAAAUUUUGUUCUAGCUACUUACUUGGAUUUCUCUUUGAGUAGAAAAUUAGGUUUGCAUUUUAAUGUCAGCAAUAUUUUCUCCCACUUUUCUGCACUAGCAAGAGGGCACGCUUGAGCAGAUGUGGUCAUUUCUGUUUACAGAAACUCAAUCUCUGUGUUUGAAAGUAGUUUCUUUUAUAACACAGUGCAAAGAAACCUAGAGGGAUAAUACUCAACACAACUUUUCUUAAACUAAAAUGUUUUAAAAACCAAUUUCCAGUGUGGCCAUAAAAAAGUAGUGAAACUUCUUCUUCAUCCAUGAUAUAGUGGCAACAUAAAUAAUCAGUUAAUACUGAGUUGUUUAAAUACAGUACUUAGAAUACUUUAGUCCAAAAAUUCACCAUGCUUCCUCUUGUUCAAAUUAAAGAUAAUUAAUUACUUGUACUGCUAAAGCCCCUUCUUUUUUUUUCUUCUGAGUUUCAAAAGCCCCAUAAGGUUCCUUGUAAAGUAUGCUCUAACUUCAGCAAUUUAUUAAUACCCCACUUAAGGAAAAAGAAUUCACAUUCAAAUUUCAGUGAGCUCCUUGAUGACUCAGCUGUGAUGAAACUCACCUCAAGGCUGUGAAGUUCUCUUGCAGAGGGAGCACUGCUUUCCUUUGCCAUCCAGUUCCUAAAGGGCUCAGGCACAGCUCUCUUGUUCCAGCAUUAGUUCAGACUGUCUGCACCACUCUGCUCAUCAGAGGAGCUCUGUCACAAGAGCUCAGCAGCUCCUGCAGGUACUCAGGUUUGUUAAGUGCCCCCUGAUCCACACUGAGAUAAAAGACCUCGGUGAAAUCUCUCAGUGUCUGAGCCCAUGAAGUCAUAAGGGCUGCCCCAUCACAAGAGCAAGACUGGCAGAAUUAGUGACGUGGUAAUCAAGUAUCUGAGUGAUAGGUAUGGAUUAAUUUGGCAUAAUUUAGGGUUUUUUCCUAAUUAAAUUGAAUAUCAUGCAUUUGGAAUAGAUUACACAAACCUUAACACCUGCCUUGUGCAUCACAGAAAAGAAACCAGGAGACAGCUAAAUACCUAAGAAAGGCCAAUGAUCAGAUUGCUGAGAGUAUCUCAGCAUUAACUAUUUCUGUGAACGUCAACCCAGGUCACUGGGCUGCCUUUACUGCUGAUGCACAUCAUCUGUUUGCUCAGCACAGCAGGCAUUUCACCCAGUUACAAGCAGUACCUUGCAGUCAAUGGCACUGGGCUGUGCAUGGUCAGAGGGGCUGAGCUCUGGUGCAGGGGAGGGGAUGGAGCUGCUUCUCUCACCACUGAGACUCCUCAGGAACAAAGUGAUUCACUGUCUCCAUUGCACCUGGCUAAACUGAGAGCAAAUCUGGUCCAGGAACUUCAGUUUUCUUGGGGAUCCCAGUAUCUGUAUUGAAAACCAUCUACUCCUGUCAGAAGGCCAUUUGCUGAACAAAUGUGUUUUAACAGUGCUGGUGUCACACCUGCUAGAGGCUGGGCUAUCAGCUGUAUUUCCCUGGGUUUGGAACACAAAUCUCUAUCACCAUCUUCCUCAAAUUUAACUACACUGCUUACAGUUUCAGGGCCCAUGCUUAAAGCAUUUUAGAAGCACAUGACAUUCACAAUUUACUCUAAUUUAUUAAUACUAGCACAGCAGUUCAGGUUACUCUCAUUGGCAAAUGUCUCAGAGAGUAUUUAAUGUUUGAAUCAGGCCCAGCUGAGAUUCCCAUGUGUGAAUUUGGCCUAAGUGGCUGCCAUCCCAUCCCAUCCCAUCCCAUCCCAUCCCAUCCCAUCCCAUCCCAUCCCCAAGCCCACGUGUGCUUACUUUUACAGCGGAGGUGGUUUUAGUAUCAUGUCCCAAGUGGUUCUAAAACAGCCAUGAAAUGAAUUCUGGUUCAGAUUUUGUGAUGCUGAUGGAUAGUCUCUCUGCUGUCUCUCCAGAGAAGUGCUUGGGCAGUAUAUAUUAGACAGGCAAGAAAAAGAAGAUUGCCAUCACUUUUUGUAAUAGCAAUUGUCUACUCCUGACAUCCUGAUCAGAAUUAAGCACUCAAUUUUUCCUUCCAGUCUGAAAUUCUUGGUAUAAGAGGGUUCUUCAUUAGCAGGUGGGAGCUCUCAGAGCAAUGACACUGCUUCAGAAUCAAAAGUGAACAAUAAUACUUGUGCCUUGAUUUCUCCUCAUUUCUUUCUCACACUUUCACUUGACUCAAGUGUUGAUGGAUGCUCCAUUUCUGUUCUGAUCAUUCAGUCAUCAAGCAUCUCCCCCAAGAGCACUUGUAACAAUCAUUGUUAACAGAGUAGAGGAUCCUCUCUGUCUCAGACGUCGCCCUCAGCACUGCACAUUCUCUCCCUGCAUCCACUGCCUUCCUGUGCACCCUGAUACUGAACUUCCAAGCAAGUCAGGAGGAGCUAAUUGACUGUGGCAGGAAUAGGAACAAAGAGUAAUCACUUGUUUUUAAAGCAUAAGUAUUAUGGACUCCAACAUGGUGUAAAUGUAACUGCAAUACCUGAUACUUAAAGAUUGCUCAAGUUCAACUGGCAAAUGUUGCCCUGUCUUGGGUGAUGCUGAUGACUUUAUUUUCCCUUGUUUUAUUUGUAUAGCCAAGUAGAAAAAAAUACUAACAGCAUUUCUCAGCAGAAAGCUGUUACCUGAUGCAACCAGCUGAAGAACUGUGAGCUUCCUUGGGGAAGCAGCACCAUGGAACUAACUGCAGAAAGCUAGAGGGGAAGCCUGAACUCCCACAUGCCGUUCCAGUGUAGAAAGUCUUUGUUUUUAAAAAAUAAAAACUGCAUCAGAGCUUUGUUUGAGUGGUUUGGUCAUGCAGACCAGACCAAUAUGUUUAUAAACAUCCUUGUAAAUGAACUGUGUCCUUAUAUGUCUGUGUAUUUUAUGGUUGAUUGGUUUCACUUUGAGUACUUAUAACCUUAUAACUAGGGUUAGAUACUUGGGAACUGCCAUUCACUGUGGAAAUUAUGUCACUGAGCAAAGAGCUCAAUUGAUUAUUGACUGUAAUCCUGUCUGUGGACAGAGACAGUGCCAGUGCUGUGUGUGAUUUAAAGAUUUUGAUUUCUCCCACUGACUGACAAAUAAAUAUUAUCCUGUGUAAAACCA